Molecule: messenger RNA, 5455 nt
Organism: Eublepharis macularius
Lineage: Eukaryota; Metazoa; Chordata; Lepidosauria; Squamata; Eublepharidae
Product: contactin-4
Exons: 22
Coding region: 32-3121 (1029 amino acids)
Biological process (GO): cell-cell adhesion; brain development
Molecular function (GO): cell-cell adhesion mediator activity
Source: RefSeq, a predicted model, not a curated record
CUUGGGCCUUCUUUGACCUCGGAAACUGAAAAUGAGGUUGCUAUGGGAACUACUCGUGCUGCAGUCAUUCAUGUUGUGCCUUGCAGAUGACAACACACUGCAUGGACCAGUUUUCAUCCAGGAACCAAGCAAUGUUGUUUUUGCACUGGAUUCUGAAGAAAAGAAAGUAAAAUUGAACUGUGAAGUAAAGGGAAAUCCUAAACCCACGAUAAGGUGGAAGUUAAAUGGAACCGUUGUUGACAUUGGUAUGGAUUACCGCUACAGUGUGGUUGAAGGCAGCUUGUUGAUCAAUAAUCCCAAUAAAACUCAAGAUGCUGGAACAUACCAGUGCAUAGCAACAAACUCGUUUGGAACAAUUGUUAGCAGAGAAGCUAAACUUCAAUUUGCAUAUCUUGAAAAUUUCAAAACCAGGACAAGAAGCACAGUUUCAGUCCGACAAGGACAAGGAAUGGUGUUGCUAUGUGGACCACCACCACAUUCCGGAGAACUGAUCUAUGCAUGGAUUUUCAAUGAAUAUCCAUCGUUUGUGCACCAGGAUAAUCGUCGUUUUGUUUCUCAAGAAACUGGGAAUUUGUACAUUGCAAAAGUAGAGAAAUCUGAUGUGGGGAAUUACACAUGUGUGGUGACAAACACUGUAAUCAGCAACAGAGUGCUAGGACCUCCUACACCUUUAAUACUAAGAAAUGACGGAGUGAUGGGUGAAUAUGAGCCAAAAAUAGAAGUGCAGUUCCCAGAAACAGUUCCAUCUGCAAAAGGAACAACUGUGAGACUGGAGUGUUUUGCACUUGGAAACCCAGUUCCUACAAUCAGCUGGAAAAGAGCAGAUGGAAAACAAAUCCCCAGAAAAGCUCGGAGGCACAAAUCAAGCAGUAUUCUUGAAAUCCCAAACUUUCAACAGGAAGACACUGGCCUCUAUGAGUGUGUGGCUGAAAAUGUGAGAGGAAGGAAUGUGGCCAGGGGGCAGCUGACGUUUUACGCUGCUCCCAACUGGAUUCAGAAAAUAAGUGAUGUUCAUGUAACUAUAGAGGAAAACAUCUUUUGGGAAUGCAAGGCAAAUGGAAGACCAAAACCUUCUUACAGCUGGCUAAAGGAUGGUGAAUCACUUAUCCCUCAGGAAAGAAUUCAGAUAGAGCAUGGAACCCUCACCAUAACCAGCGUGAACCUAUCAGACACGGGCAUGUAUCAGUGCAUGGCAGAAAACAGACAUGGGGUCAUCUAUGCCAGCGCAGAACUGAGUGUAAUCGCUGUGGGUCCAGAUUUUUCCAAAAACUUCUUGAAAAGAUUAACUCUUGUAAAAGUUGGUGGUGAAGUAACCAUCGAGUGUAAGCCUAAAGCUUCUCCAAGACCCACCUUUACUUGGAAGAAAGGAAAAGAGAUCCUAAGAGAAAAUGAGAGAAUAACUCUUUUAGAAGAUGGAACUCUGAAAAUUGCCAAUGUUACUAAAGCUGAUGCUGGAAGCUACACAUGCACAGCAGCAAACCAUUUUGGGGCAGCCAGCAGCACUGGAAGCUUGGUGGUGAAAGAUCCAACACGAUUUAUGGUGGCACCUAACAGCAUGGACGUCACUGCUGGUGAAAGUAUUCUAUUGCCUUGCCAAGUGUCCCAUGAUCACCCACUAGAUAUCAUGUUUACUUGGUCAUUUAAUGGGCAUGUGAUAGACUUUGAAAAAGAUGGGGAUCACUUUGAAAGAGUUGGAGGGCAGGAUUCAGCUGGUGAUUUGAUGAUCAGAAGCAUCCAGCUGAAUCAUGCUGGAAAAUACGUCUGCAUGGUGCAAACAAGUGUGGACAAGCUAUCAGCUGCUGCAGACCUGAUUGUAAGAGGUCCACCAGGUCCACCAGAAGCUGUGACAAUUGAUGAAAUCACUGACACAACCGCUCAGGUAUCUUGGAGGCCAGGAGCAGAUAACCAUAGUCCCAUUACAACAUAUGUUAUUCAAGCAAGAACCCCUUUUUCUGUGGGAUGGCAAGCAGUUAAUACAGUUCCAGAUAUCAUAGACGGUAAUACAUUUACAGCGACAGUGGUUGGUUUAAAUCCAUGGGUGGAGUAUGAAUUCCGAGUAGUUGCUGCCAGCCUUAUUGGAAUUGGAGAACCAAGCAGACCCUCAGAGAAACGGAGAACUGAAGAAGCUCUUCCAGAAGUCACUCCAGCUAAUGUCAGUGGAGGUGGUGGGACCAAGUCUGAGCUGGUCAUAACAUGGGAGACAGUUCCUGAAGAAUUACAAAAUGGAGGUGGGUUUGGUUAUGUAGUGGCCUUCCGUCCAGUUGGUACAAUAAGUUGGAUGCAGACUGUAGUGGCUUCUCCCGAUGCCUCCAAAUAUGUCUUUAGGAAUGAAAGUUUGCCACCAUUCUCCCAAUACGAAGUCAAAGUGGGAGUGUACAACAACAAAGGCGAAGGUUCUUUCAGUCCUGUCACAAUUGUCUAUUCAGCAGAUGAAGAACCCAGCAAAGCUCCAACCAACAUUGUAGCCAAAAGCCUUUCAUCUUCAGAAGUAGAAGUAUUUUGGUCCUUGCUGCUUGAAACCCAGAGCAAAGGAAGGAUACAAGGCUAUGAGAUUAGAUAUUGGAAACAUGAUGAUAAAGAAGAGCAGGCUGGAAGAUUGAGAACCACGACCAACCAGACUUCUGCAAAAAUCAGUCACUUGAAGGGGAAUGCUUUGUAUCACUUGGCUGUCAAGGCUUAUAAUACAGCAGGGAUGGGACCUUCCAGUGCUAUAGUCAAUGUAACUACCAAAAAGCCACCACCCAGUCAGCCCCCUGGAAACAUCAUCUGGAAUUCAUCAGACUCCAAGAUUAUAUUAAACUGGGAUCAAGUAAAAGCACAGAAUAAUGAAUCUGAAGUCAAAGGAUAUAAAGUUUUAUACAGAUGGAACAGACAAAGCAGUACAUCUGUCAUAGAAACAAACAAAACAUCUGUGGAGCUUUCACUGCCUUUUGAUGAAGAUUACAUCGUACAAAUAAAGCCAUUUAGUGAUGGAGGAGAUGGAAAUAGCAGUGAGCAAAUCCGAAUUCCAAAGAUAACAAAUGCAUAUGCAAGAGGGUCGGGCGCGUCUACUUCAAAUGCUUGUACAUUGUCAGCCAUCAGCACAAUAAUGAUUUCCCUCACAGCCAGAUCAAGUUUAUGACAAAAAUUAUCUAAAGGACUUCCUGUUUAUAAUAUAAGCAACAUUUAGCUAGUUGUUUUGAAGACACCCAGUACUAAGUAAUAUUGUUGUUCAAGUACAUCUUACUACUGGAAAGAAAAUGUUUUAUGCUUCUCUAGGAAUGGCAUUAUACAGUACUUCCUCAAAGCAAAUAUAGCUUUGUCUGAAGUUUCCUUGGAAACUCUGCAAUGCACUGAAAACAUCUGUAAUAUGAUGUUACCAAAGCAGUUUACAUAUGUCCUUAUAUGCAUAUUUUUUAUUAUAUAUUUAGUGUUUUAUAGACUUUUUUAAAGUUAACAUAUGAUGUAGAUAUUAAUUUCUUUUCCCUCUGCUAUAAAAUGCUAUUGAUGACAUUAUCGUCACAAAGAUAUAUUCUUUUGGAAUGUUCUAUGGCUGUAAAGUCAGAGCACUCAGUAAAUUGGUUUAAAUUGAUUGUAUAGUUUUACAAGAGUAUGCUCUAGCUAAGCUGUUUUGGUCUUGGUCUGUCCUUCAGGGCACCCAGAGCUCAUCCAGUAUGCAUGAAAUGGAUCAUUGGCAUUCUACAGAAAACCCACCCCCCUCAGAGCUCAGCCUGGUAUAUGCUGCAAUAUUGCUGAUUUGGUGAUAGUCUUCUGCACCUCGUAUACUAUUAUCUAGUGGCUCCUCCUAUCCAGGUAACUUCCUAAUGGAAGAAAAAGGAGUGAGCUGCUGAAUAAUUGUAUAUUUGGCAUGAGAAUGCCUCACUUUGAGAGUAGUCAAGUUGCAGGCAAGCCCCAGUGUAUCUAGCACAGUGACAAUGAAACCAGUUGAGAGAGGGGGUGGGGCAAGGAGGAAGGCUAAGUAAGGAUACCUCUAUGAAAAUCUCCAUGUCACCAUUUAAAGCAGUUUAGAUGGCCUUGGUUAAAUCCAGCACUUUUAUCAUACAAUAUUCCAUACUGGACCAAACAUUUGAAACAAAUCCAAAAUAUCUUGCAAUGCAUUUGCUUUUUAGUUUGUAUAAAUGAACUGCAUAAUAUCAUCUAGCCAGUGUUUAAUGAUGCGCAGCAAUUUUUUUUAAUGUUCUGAUUUAGCUUUUUCUAAAAUUUAACAAACUUUUUAAAUUAAUGAUAAUUUCAUAUAGUUGUCAUCACUAAUGUAAUGCAGACCAGAAGUUGAUAUAGUAAAGAACAAGAUUUUGAAUGUGGUAAAAUCUGAAAUUCCACCAAUUGAAUUACUGAUGUUAUUCUGGAUUUGCACCAUUUUAAUCAAGAUUUUGCAAGUCUUUGAAAUGGAAACUGAAAUAUGCUAUUUUCCACGUCUGAAUAUGUAUUUCUUUUAACAGGUACAUGUUAACUGUAAUUCUCUAUAGACUGGUUUCAUAAAUUAAUUAUAAAAUGAUCUAUGUUUAUAUGAUCUUGUUUGAGUAUAGGACAUAAAACUAAAUCUAAUAAAUAAUGUUCUAGUGAAUACCUCUCUAAAAAGGCUUUUUCCAUUAAAAAUCAUAUGUAUGUCUGGGUGUCUCUAUGCACUUCUAAAUAAUUCUUCUGUUUUAAGAUUUCAAGUCCUCCAAGCUUACCGCUUGCAUGGGGAAAACAGAGCCUGCCACCUUAAGAGUGCUCUGAAGAUCAAAGCUGGCAUUUUCUUGACAGCGCUAGUCUUCAUACAUAUCUAGCGUGUUUAUAAAAUCACAUUCAAAUGUGUACUUGACGGCAACCCACCGUAUAGUUUUCUCAUGCCACUUUCAUUCACUCCAGCAAGAAUUCUGCUGGAUCAGAGUUUGUGGAAUGCCCAGAUCAGAGACUCCAGUGUGCAUGCAGGAGCUUUCAUGCACACACAAAGUUCUACACAAGCUCUUGGACAACUCUGUGCAUGCACCAGAGAAGACUUAGUUUGGAAUCAAAAUUUACAAGAAAAAAAUAUAUUACUAUGAUGAAGUUUGUUAUAACGGGAAACUUUUGUAAGUGUAGUUCUAGUGGGAGAAAUAAUCCUUAAAAUGGAAGUGGAUUUUUUAUUAAUUUUUUCAAAGUCUUAAAAAAUGCACUGCAGAGGUUUAUGAUUUGUUUGUCUGGAUAGCUUAAAUUUGCCUGUAACUUAUUCUUUUUUUGCUCCAAAAUGAUACAAGCUAACUUUUAAACUUUUCAAAAUAUAUUUAUUCAGUAACUCAUAAUCAGGAUUCCACUUGUGUAAGUUGGGGGUGUUAACCAGAGAAAUAUGUCAGUAUUUCAAGCUGUGUUCCUUUCUUAGUUUGAUAUGGUUACUUCUAUGUAAAAACAAAAAUGAAACAAAAAAAAUCCACAAAAGAAAUAAAAUGAAAGAAAAAAAGCCUAUGUAGUUUUUCUCCCCAGUGUAAAUGAUAUU